Messenger RNA from Pseudopipra pipra, 1702 nucleotides. RefSeq names its product YAE1 maturation factor of ABCE1 (gene YAE1). Lineage: Eukaryota; Metazoa; Chordata; Aves; Passeriformes; Pipridae. The transcript has 3 exons. The record is from RefSeq and is a predicted model, not a curated record. Bases 8 to 676 code for a protein of 222 amino acids.
UGCUGUCAUGUCCUGGGUUCAAGCUGCAGUCAGCCGAUCCAAUGAGGAUAUAUUUGAUGAAGAUGCAGAUGAGAUGUAUCUGCUACAGAAGGAAUGGAACAGCACCAUGAAAAAAAGAUUGAAGGAAGGCUAUAGGGAUGGAGUUGAGGCUGGGAAAGAACUUGCACUCCAGAAAGGCUUUAAUGAAGGUUACAGACACGGUGCCGAGCUGAUGAUUACAUGUGGCCAGUUCAAAGGAACCCUGAAUGCUCUCUUAUCCUGGUGUCGUUUUAAUGGACAUGAUUCUGCUUUAAGUAAGAUAAAUAAUCUUCUUGAUGUGGUUGGAAAGCAUGAAGAAGAUGUGCUUAAGUAUCUGAAUUCUACUGAAGAACAGCCACAUCUUAGACAUGUUUUAGACUCUGUUGAGGACAUGGACCUUAAUCACACAGCUUCAGCUGGGACAGAGCACAAGGAAGUUAAAGAUGGAAAACAAGAGGAUGGUGGCAGCUCUGGUGAAAACAUUUGUAGAAAUAAUGGUAAGGCUGGUUCCUUGCAGUCCGAGUGCAGCAAGGCAAACCUCCGCACAGAUCCUGAAAGGUCAACGCUUGCUUGGGUUAAAAAGCAGACUGUUUGGCUGGUAGAGCAACUGGGCUUAUCAUUGGAUAUACUCCAUCAUGUUCAGCAACUGAAACAUUAGUUUUUCUGUCUCAUGGUACUUAAAAUUAUCUCAACUAGUUUUGCUUCUCACUUUGUGCACCAUGUACAGGCAAUGCAUGACUUUGUUUUAGGAAAAUCUGAUCUUGAUACUUGCCAGUAAAACUAAUUUUUGAAAAUCUUCACUAUGCUUUUGGCUCCUGGCAAAACCCCUCACUUUUAAUCUUAAGGUAACAUUGACAGAAAGGGGCAAUGACACCUAAAGCUCUCCAGAGAGUUACUAAACAUGUUUCUGUUCUGCAUCAGAAGCUCUCAUUUCACCGUCGCCUUCUCUUGGCAGGAAUUUGGAAAUAAAGCGGGUCCAUUAAAUAGCCCUUCUAAAUUGGUUCCCUCUGCUAUCUAAAGAAUAAAUGCCUAGUGCUAUGGACAAGCAACUCUUGCAGAAUAAGCUGCUGUUGAUGAUAUGCUAAAUAUAUGCAAAAUAGAACAGGAUUUGCUGCUGAUUCCUAGAGUGCUGUGACUCUCUAGUCAUUAUAUAAAAUACAGGAAUUUUUCACCUUUUGUCAAAUUCUUCCUCUUAUCUUUUGUAACCACUAUACAGUGCGUUUUCACAGUUCAAAACUAUUUUUCCUCCUUGUACAAUUCUAUUUAUUUUGUUUUGCUGAAAAUACACUAUUUUUGUCAAAUUCAGAAUUACUGACACUUCCACGUUUUACUCUUAGACUCUUACCCUGUCAGACCACACUAAACAUGCUUCCAGUCUAAUGAACACCCUUGUGUUAUUUUGGUAUUUCUUUUGCCAGUCCCUCAAACCUGAACUCUUUCCCACAUUCCCAUAAUGUUUUUCUCAAACUCUUCAAGAAAGCCAGGCUUAUUCACCACCUCUUAGAAACACAUCAGCCAACACAUGCAUAUUGCUGACCACUUUGUAUUUCUGUGCCAGCAUUCUAUAUUUGACUCAUUUUCUUAUUGCUUGUCUUAACUGUAGCUGUAAACUGCUCUGUUCAGGAAGUUUUUUCUUGGUGAAUGCCUCUCUCUAUUUUACACUAAUUAAACUGUUUUAUAGUAA